AUGGACCAACAAACCCAAGGCCAGGACCACGCUGGCACUGUCGCUGGUGAUUCUGGCGCACCGCAUCCCACGCACAACAUGGAGUCAAACGGAACUCUACCAACAUUCGACCAAGACAUGUUGAACCAAGGAAAUCCAGAAGCCAUGGCAGCCAUGCUGGCCGGCCAGUCGUUCAUGCCAGAUCCCAGCCUGGGCAACGUCCCGAUGCCAGAUGGCACAUUUCUCAUGCCCAUGAUGAUGCCGAACGGCCUACCCAUCGAGAUUCCAACCAACCACGUAUCAGCAGAUGACAUCGCUCUCUACGACAGACAAAUCCGCCUCUGGGGUCUCGCCGCCCAAGAGAAAAUCCAAAACGCCCACAUCCUACUCAUAACCAUGCGCGGGCUAGCCCACGAAAUCGCCAAGAACCUCGUCCUCGCGGGCGUCGGGUCCAUCACCCUGCUCGACGGCUCGCCCGUCACCGAGUCCGACCUAGGCUGCCAAUUCUUCCUGUCCGAAGGACGCGACAGCCCCGUAGGCCAGAACCGCGCAGAAGCAGCUAGCCACGCGCUGCGCAAGCUCAACCCCCGUGUACAGGUGCACGUUGACGCCGAGAGCGUAACGGCCAAGGGACCAAGCUACUUUGCCGCGUACGACGUCGUCAUCGCGACGGACCUUGGCCCCGACACCUUCAACAUCAUCAACACGGCGACGCGGAUCAACGGCCGCCCGUUUUACGCGGCCGGCACGCACGGCAUGUACGGCUUCAUAUUCAGUGAUCUCAUCGAGCACGACUACAUCAUCUCCCGGGAGGCAGGCAACGUGCCCGCCACGCCGAAGCAGGAAUCACGCACCCGGUCCGUCAUCGACGUCAAGACCAAAAAGGACGGCUCCAAGACCAUCGAGUCGGUCAGCAAGCGCGAACUCUACUCGACGUGGUUCCUGGCCAGCGACGUCGCCGGCCUUCCACAGGAAUAUACCUCCUCCAAGCGGCGCUUGAAAGCCGUCACCCCCGCGCUGUCCUGCCUCCGCGCCCUCUGGGAAUUCAAACAACUCCAAGGCGGCCGCCUCCCCAGCAACAGAGAGGAUCUCAAGCUAUUCACGCAAAUCGCCACCCAGAAACACAAGGCCCUCAACCUGCCUAGCGAGACAUUGCGACCAGAAUUCCUACGCAGCUUCCUCCAGAACCUGGGCAGUGAAAUUGCCCCCGUGACAGCCAUCCUAGGCGGCCAGCUGGCACAGGAUGUCAUCAACGUGCUCGGACAGUCGCAGCAACCUAUUCAGAACAUGGUCAUUUUUGACGGCAACACAAUGGAGGCGCUCAUGUACCCCCUCCAUCCGGAACUCGAGCUCGGCGCAAGCCUACUCUCUGUACCUAACGCUGAUGCUGGGGCCGCGAAUCCAAUGGUCCCCGGUGAUGUGAACAUGUUUGACGCUGGAAAUGCCAUCUUCCCCGGUACGGGGAUGCCUCUCCAGAAUAUAGAUAUGGGGAGCCUACCCACGAACACGGGGUCACUGACCGCCACGGCUGAAGCACAAGCACAAGCACCCACUUCAAAUGUAGAAGUGUCUUCGACUAAGGAAGGUACGCAGCAUGAAGAAAAGAAGGAGGAGAAGGCGGAGGACAAGAAGCCGCAGGAAGGGGAGGUGUCUAAAGAAGCGGGGUCAUAA
Pochonia chlamydosporia 170 is the source of this 1650-nucleotide messenger RNA. RefSeq names its product SUMO activating enzyme (AosA). Lineage: Eukaryota; Fungi; Ascomycota; Sordariomycetes; Hypocreales; Clavicipitaceae. The transcript has 2 exons. Gene Ontology annotation, biological process: protein sumoylation. Gene Ontology annotation, molecular function: SUMO activating enzyme activity. The record is from RefSeq and is a predicted model, not a curated record. Gene Ontology annotation, cellular component: cytoplasm; SUMO activating enzyme complex. The coding region runs from base 1 to 1650 and encodes 549 amino acids.